Onthophagus taurus is the source of this 1422-nucleotide messenger RNA. RefSeq names its product acetylcholine receptor subunit beta-like 1. The record is from RefSeq and is a predicted model, not a curated record. Gene Ontology annotation, cellular component: membrane. Gene Ontology annotation, molecular function: extracellular ligand-gated monoatomic ion channel activity; transmembrane signaling receptor activity. NCBI's taxonomy places the organism in Eukaryota, Metazoa, Arthropoda, Insecta, Coleoptera, Scarabaeidae. Gene Ontology annotation, biological process: monoatomic ion transmembrane transport.
UUUAAUACGGUCGAAAUGAAUUCCUCUCGAAAGAUUUUCGUGUUAUUUUUAAUAAUAUUUGGAUUAUUUCAAUUGGUUUUUAGUCGUUUAACAUCAUCUGCAGCUUUACGUAAAAAUGUUGGAAGAGUUCCAUUAUGGAACGCGACAUUGGUGGAUAAAUUAAAACAAGAUUUAUUAUUAAAUUAUGACAAAUUUGCUCGACCAACUCCACACACAAAUAUAACGACCGUUAAGUUUGGUAUGGAAAUUAAAAAUGUUGAGGUUAACGAGUUUAAAUCAACUGUAACCAUCGCUGGAUGGACUAGAUUGGUUUGGACCGAUGAUAAAUUAAAAUGGCAAGCAGAAAAUUACGAUGGUGUUGAUAUGUUUCAUGUUGCACCACAUGAAGUUUGGCAACCAGAUUUAGUUUUACAAAACAGCGCUACAACAACAGCAAUAGCUCAAGAAAGUACAAAUCUAUUAGUUUUCAAAAACGGAGAAAUUCUUUGGGUCCCAACAACUACGUUUCCAGUACUUUGCGAUUUUAAUCUUAAAAUGUGGCCGUUUGAUCAACACCGUUGUAAAUUGAUAAUUGGAUCUUGGGCGUAUAACAGCGAUCACGUUCAAUUGCAGUACUAUGGAAAUGCAAAUAAUACAAUUGUUAAUAAUCGGACUCCUGAUGAAGUUUUGGAAUGGCACAUAACCGAUUUCGAGCUUUUAAUGAACACAAGAAAUUUUUGUUGUGGAAAUUCUUAUCCGACUCUCGUAAUUAAUUUUACACUGAAAAGAAUUACAACUUGCUAUAAAAGUUUGAUUUUAUCUCCACUGAUUGUUGUUAUCAUUUUAUCUUUAUUAUCAUUUUGGUUACCACCAAAAUCAGAAGAAAAAAUCCUGUUAAAUGUUAUCACAACCACCAUUAUAGUUGCUUUAAUGCUGUAUUUUACACUAAAAUUACCAGCUAUGGGCAAUGAUACGCCUUUAAUCGUUAAGUUUUACACAUCCACGUUGAUUAUAACAACUUUAUCAAUGAUUAAUGCUGUGUUAAUAAUUUUUUUAUCAACGACUCCACAGAAGUAUCCAGUUCCUUCGAUGCUGAGAAAGUUUUUAAACCAUCAUUUAGGAAUUUAUCUUGGUUUAUCAAAUUAUAUAAAUCAAGAUAAAUCUAAUUUGGAUAACGAAAGAAAUAAACCACCAGAAAAUUUUUAUUCAGGAAAAUAUCAAGAUGAUUGGAUUUUAUUAGCUUCAGUAAUAAAUCGAAUUUUAUUUUUAAUUUAUACAAUCAUCUUUAUCGUUCUAAUAUCGAAAUAUAUUCUUUAAUAUAUUUAAUUUUAAAUAAGCCAAUUUCUUUUGGAUCCAUUUAUAAUAAUUUUUAAUUAUUAAUACGAGAAAAUCUUAUAAUGUAGACAUAAAUGUUUAAAAAUAAAGUUAUUUUUCUGUUCCCAA